AUGCCGUUGCCACUGUCGCUGGUGGACGCAGGCUCGUGCGUGCACGCGGUGACACGUACUGUGCAGGAGCUGGAGCUGGGCUCUGUGAUUCCCCUGGGCCGGCAGCACGGCAUCCUCAACACGGUCGACACGCUCAUGGCCAACGUGGGCCACCUGCUUCACGGCCACCUGUCACAGCUGCUGCAGAUCCUCCUGUGCAUGGUGGCAUCCUUUUCGCACAUUCUGGAUCAGCGCGAUCAGGUGCAGCCGCGCUCGGUCGCGCUCGUGAAGCGGCUGCGACGCCUGGGCCAGGAUAGCCUGCUGCACUUUUUUGAAGACAACGAUGCGUACGCCUUCUCUGCUGGCGAGCUGGAGGCAGUCUUCCAGGCACUCUUCUGGCCCCUGAUUACUCGCCUGUCCACAGAAAGCCAGUACUCUCCUACGCCGCUGCUCAAACUUGUACAAAUGUGGAGCCAGAUUCCAAGGUUCAUCCCACUCUUAGCCAAGGAGCACCCAGAGCAUCCCGAGUGCAGUGUGCUGCCCAACGUGUAUGCACUGCUCAAAGCCAAGAAUCUGAGCCCAACGACGGCCCAGUGCGUGCUCGACAUUGCCGAGAACCUGCUGACCGUGCCUGACCCGGAGUCCACGGAGACGCACUCGGCGCUGUCUACGCAGGGCUGCGUGCUCCCCGCACCUGCCAAUGGGACACAGCUGGAGCUGGGCACACGGCUGCUGUUGCCACACGUAACGGGCAUCCUCCAGUACCUGGCGGGCGUUGUCAAGGACCGUGACAAGAUGAACAGCAAAAAAUUCCAUGAUCAAGUUUCCAAGAACCUCAACAUUUUGUCUCGAGUGAGCAAGUUCGUGGUGAACGAGGAGCAGAGCUCUCUUCUCAUCGGUCUGCUCGUGCCCUACCUCUCCAAAGCCAACCUUGGACAGGACAUGGAGGUGGACAUCCUGGAGACAAUCAUGAACCUAUUGAAACGCGUUUCUGUUCCUGGGAGUUACCUCAAGCCUCUGGCAUGUCUCCUGUCAUGCCUCCAAAACAAGCUCUCUCGACAGGCCCUCUCUGCCGUCUUCCAGGUAAUCUCAUUGCUGGACAAUACAGUCACAUACAUCACAGAUGUGAUUGUACAGAUGAAUGCCUUUGAUCGCAGGCAUCUCGACGAUAUCAAUUUUGACAUCCGCCUCGAGGCAUUCCAGGCGGCCACAAAGUACGUGGCUGGCAUGGAGAAGGUGGACAGCGGCUAUCUGCUGCCACUCCUGCACAACUGCUUCUACUCCAUACAGCUGACUGAAAUGGCCCUCUCCGACAAUGCCAGCUUGUGCCUCGCGACGGUGGUGCAGCGCUUGGCGAUCAUCUCGCAUACGGAGGAGGAAUUCCGAGAGGUCAUCACCCGCACGCUGCUCGUGGCUGUGCGGCGCGGCCUCAAGUCCCAGACGCAGAAUGUGCUGCACGAGUACGUGGGCCUGCUACGCUGUCUGGUGCACACGUUCCCACACCGUGUCGAGUUCCAAGACCUUGUGACGCUCACUGAUCCGGACCCUGAGUCGGACUUCUUUGAGAACAUGCGGCACAUCCAGGUGUACCGGCGGGCGCGUGCACUGAAGCGCGUAGCGAGGCAGCUGCAGGACGGCUCGCUCCGCAUCUGUGCCACUGCGUUGCAGAGCUUCAUAAUGCCCUUUGCCACCACGCCACUCGCCAACCCGAAGUUUUCCAAGCAAGAGAAUGUGGUGGAGGCCUGUGUGGACGCACUGGGGGCCAUCUGCCGGCACCUGCCCUGGAAGCCCUACCUCUACACUCUGCGGCACUACAUUCACCUGCUGCAGACUACACAGUUGGAACUUAAACUGGCGAUCAGCUUGCUGAUAACUGUGUUGGACGCUUUCCACUUUGACCUUGAGACCUUGCAGAGAGAGGCAGAGCAGAGCAUUCGGGAAUCUCCGGCGGCCGCUGUGGAGGCAGCGAUGGAUGGAGAGGACGGAGAUGAUGCGAUGCUGCUCGGUGAGGAGGCUGCAUGUGGAGAAGGCGAGGCUGCUGAGCCCAUGGAGGAAGGCAGCACCCAGGCCCUGGGCCUAGGUGGUGAGGUGGCUGAUGAUGCUGCUGCCCCUGCUGCCCCUGCUGUCCCUGCUGUCCCCUCGCACUGCCUGAACGGGCAGCAGCUUCAAGAGCAGGUGCAGCAGACCAUCACCGCCAACGUGUUGCCCAAGCUGCUCGCCUGCCUCGCCACCAGAAGCAAGGCAGAAAUGGACCACAAGGCAGUGCGCACGCGAGGGGUGGACGAGGAGCAGGUGGCUCGCAUCCCGCUCGCGCUCGCCGUGGUUAAGCUGCUGCAAGCCUUGCCAAGCAAAGUUUUGGAGGCAAACUUGCCCAGCGUGGUGCUCAAGGUUUGCUUCAUGCUGAGGAACCGGCUGCAGGAGGUGCGAGAUGUGGCUCGUGGGGUCCUCAUCAAGAUCGCGGAUGCCUUGGGCCCUUCCCAUCCCUAUGUUCUGCAGGAGUUGAAGUCCACGCUCACAAGGGGAUUCCAGCUGCACGUAAUGUCGUUCACGGCACACUAUCUCCUGAAGAGCCUGACGGCCAACAUGCAGCCGGGACAGCUGGAUCCUUGCGUGAACAUCUUCGUUCAGGUGUGUAACGACGAGCUGUUUGGCGAAGUUGCUGAGGAGAAGGAGGUGCAGGGCAUCGUGCGGAAGAGCAUGGAGGCUCGUAGCUGCAAGAGCUACGACACCUAUGAGCUACUGGGACAGUUUGUGAGCUGCAGCCAUGUUGCCGCCCUUAUCCACCCACUUAAGCAGGUGCUGGAGGGCACGAUGAGCCACAAAGUGGCUCACAAGGUGCAGGAGUGCUUGCGCCGCCUGGUUCUGGGUCUGCUCGAGAACUGCCAGCUCACGGGAGACACCUAUCUCCUGCUGAGUCACGCCAUGAUCACGGACAGUCUGCCCAUCCUCAUCAAGAAAGCCAGGGGUCCUGUGGCGCCGGCAUGUCCUCCUCUUCUCCCGCCCCCCAGCUGCCUGCUGCUGCCUCCGACCCCAACGCGCGGCGGGGAAAAGGCGGCGGUCAACGCACGCACCAACGUGCACAUCCUAGUGGAGUUUGGCCUGCAGGUUUUGCAUCUGACACUGAAGAGGUCGAAGGUGAAAAUGACUGAGAAGAAAGUCUUGGAAAUGGUGGACCCGUUUGUUUUGCUGCUGUGCGACUGUUUGGACUCCAAACACGUCAAGGUGGUAGCGAGCGCCCUGCGGUGUCUGGCCUGGUCGCUGCGCUGCCCCCUCCCUUCCCUGGGGAGGCUCGCCGACCGCCUCACCAAGCAGCUUUUCCUCCUGCUCAAAAACUACGCGUGCGCCGGCGCUGCCAAGGGGGACAACUUCGAGAUGAUCCUUUCCUGCUUCAAGGUGAUGACGGUGCUUGUGCGCCACAUGGAGAAGAGCCAGCUCACAGAGAAGCAGCUUCAGGUGCUGCUGGGGUAUGCGGAAGAGGACAUCCAUGACUCAUCUCGCCAGGCCACAGCCUUCGGACUCCUCAAGGCCAUUGUCCAGCGACGGCUCAUGGUUCCGGAAAUGCACGAAGUGAUGACGAAAGUUGCCGAGCUGGCCAUCACGGACCAGGCGGAGGCGGUGCGCGUACAGUGCCGGCAGGUGUACCUGACAUUCAUAAUGGAUUACCCCUUGGGGAAGAAGCUUGGUGAACACCUGGAGUUCAUCGUUUCACAGCUCACGUACGAGCACGAGUCGGGCCGCGACUCUGCCCUGGAGAUGCUCGUCAGCAUCUUCCAGAGCUUCCCGCAGGAACUGCUGCUUGAGUCGAGUAGUCUGUUCUUCUUGCCACGCCUGAUGCUGGUGAACGACGCCUCGGCACGCUGCCGCAAGAUGGCGGCCUUGGCUGCCCGCACGCUGCUCGACAAGAUCAGUGCAGAGAAGCGCGACUCACUCUUCUCUCUUGCCACCUCCUGGUUUCAAAGAAAGAAGGUGCCCAUGCGGCAACUGGCAGCGCACGCAUGUGGGCUGUUUGUGGAGGUGGAGGGCGCAGAGUUUGACCGUCGCCUGACAUCGCUGCUGCCCUGCAUAGCGCAAGACCUGCAGCCCAGCAAUCACGAGAAUGUGGAAAAGAAGACGCAGGAAAAUGCUGCCGACCACCUGCUCUUUGCCCUUCUGACGCUUCUGUCCAAGAUCCUAAAGGGUUGCCCUUUGGUCUUCUCGGCAACGCACAGGAAAAAUAUGAACACCAUCUGGGGUAAGAGCGCUCGGUCCCAGUCCUCGUCGAACAUGACUCUACGCCAGGGUUUGUGUGAUUACGUUGUCAAACUGGGUAAUCAGAACAAUCGAUUAAUUCCUCGGAGUAACGCGAGCAUAUACGGCGAUAGGAAAAAGUCCUUAAACAUGUAUGCGACGAUAUUCAUACGAACGGCAAUAAAGAAACAUCCCGAAGGCAAAGUAUGCGUCAAUGAAUUCAUCGUUCAACUCGAGCUGCAGCUGCCCGUGGGAGCUGGCACUCAGUGUAGAAUGACUUUCGAUCGAUACUUCUUCUGUCAGCGCUGA
Molecule: messenger RNA, 4515 nt
Organism: Callorhinchus milii (elephant shark)
Lineage: Eukaryota; Metazoa; Chordata; Chondrichthyes; Chimaeriformes; Callorhinchidae
Product: small subunit processome component 20 homolog
Cellular component (GO): 90S preribosome; small-subunit processome; nucleolus
Source: RefSeq, a predicted model, not a curated record